Messenger RNA from Dothidotthia symphoricarpi CBS 119687, 2763 nucleotides. RefSeq lists its product as uncharacterized. The record is from RefSeq and is a predicted model, not a curated record. Gene Ontology annotation, molecular function: dipeptidyl-peptidase activity; serine-type endopeptidase activity. The transcript has 2 exons. Bases 336 to 2693 code for a protein of 785 amino acids. Lineage: Eukaryota; Fungi; Ascomycota; Dothideomycetes; Pleosporales; Dothidotthiaceae. Gene Ontology annotation, biological process: proteolysis.
UUUCCACCUUCCUCUCUCAUGUUCAGUCGCCUGGGCAUUAUCAACGGCCUUGUUUUGCUGGGUUACUGAGCGCUUGGUAUUCCUUGGCGUGCUUGACACCUACUCGAUGUGGCAGCUCGAUUACGGGUAAAUGCUUGCGCGAUAUGUACCACAAACUUUAUGGGCAGUACAUAAAUCACCCCAUGACUAUCUCCUCUGUGGCAGGGGCUCUUGGGCUUUCGACUGCUGUCCUCGUACCACUGUCCUGCGGGCCGAUUCGAUUUGCGCCCAAGACGUGCUGCAUCUCCAUCCUCACGCUCGUGUCAGCAGCCUGACUUGCUUUGCUGUCUAUUGUCAUGCGUUUCUUUGCAGUACUCGCGGCUACUCUACCGCUGAUACACGCAAUUGAGCCUCCUCGACUUCCGCAUCAACCUCUGGGGAGCUCGAACAGCACCAAACGGCUGAACUACAACCUCACCACCGAUAGCCCAGGUCAAUUUUCAGCACAAACUCGGUCUUUUAGCUGGGUUGGAACUGGCGAGGAUGGCGAUUACAUCUUCGCUGGCGCUGACGGUUCCUUGCUCUUUGAAAAUAUCGCGAGUGGUGAAAGCUCUACGUUCUUGUCGGCUGAUAAGAUCCCAGCCGACUACUGGGAUUUCCAGAUAUCACCCGAUGCGAGCCACGUUCUCUGGGCCGUUAAUUAUACUAAACUGUAUCGACACAGCUACUAUGCCGACUACCUAAUACAAGAUGUCGCGACUGGAGAGGUUACGUCUCUGGACCCUGAGUCCAACGGCACGAUCCAGUAUGCAGAAUGGAGUCCGAUCACAUCUUCCCAGAUCGCGUUCGUGAAGGGCAACGAUCUUCACCUAUGGAACAACGGCAGCAUCAAGCAGAUUACUGAGAAUGGAGGUCCCGACUGGUUCAACGCUGUUCCUGAUUGGGUCUACGAAGAAGAGGUUUUUGGUGACCGCUACACUCUAUGGUAUUCGCCUGACGGUACUCAAAUCGCGUUUCUCAGCUUUAACGAGACCGGGGUUGGCACCUUCACGAUCCCAUACUACAUGUGUGGUGAAGACAUUGCGGAUGUAUACACUUGCGAGCUCGAGCUCCGUUACCCCAAAGUUGGCACCAAGAACCCUACUGUCGGCUUCAAUCUACUGGACGUCGCAUCUGGAGAUUACAAAAGUAUCCCAAUCGACGCGUUCCAAGAAGACAACCUCGUGAUUGGCGAGGUAGUCUGGCUCACUGAAGGCCACAGCCGGGUCGCUUUCCGCGCUUACAACCGUGUUCAAGAUCAAGAGAAAAUAGUUGUUGUGGACGUCGACUCAGGCUCGUCCUCGGUGGUUCGCGAGCGCGACGGCAGCGACGGAUGGCUAGAAAAUCUGCUGAGCAUCAUGUAUCUCGGUGCAAUCGACACUUCUCUUGCAGGUUCCAAUAAUUCGAGCACCGAGUACUACCUCGACCAGUCCGAUGAGGACGGCUGGAAUCACUUGUACUUAGCACCUGUGGCUGGCGGCGACAAGAUACCCCUGACAUCCGGCGAAUGGGAAGUCCUUACUGUGCCCAAGGUAGACGUCACUCGAGGGCUCGUAUACUACACUUCAACCGAGCAUCACAGCACCGAGUCGCAUGUCUACUCAAUAAGCUUCAAAACGAAGGAGAAGAAAGCCCUUGUCGAUGAUACCGUGUCUGCUUUCUGGACAGCAUCUUUCUCUUCCGGUGGAUCCUACUACGUCCUCCGCUAUGGAGGCCCUGAUGUGCCAUAUCAAGAGCUCUAUACGUUCAAUUCUACGGAGCCUGUCCGUACGAUUGUUGACAACAAGGCCCUAUGGAACACGCUUCAAGAAUACAAUCUUCCGAAUAUCACCUACAUGGACAUGGAGCACCCCUCUGGUUACACUCUCGAUGCCAUGCUUCGCCUACCACCCAAUUUCGACCCUACGAAGAAGUAUCCUCUACUUUUGAACCCGUAUGGAGGACCAAAUGCCAAGCAAGUCACUAAGGCCUUCAACGCGCUCAACUGGCAUGCCUACAUAACUUCCGAUCCCGAGCUCGAAUACAUAACGUUUACGGUCGAUAACCGAGGUACCGCCCGUAAGGGUCGUGAAUUUCGUUCGCUCGUGACUAGGAAUUUGGGUGAACUUGAGGCUCUCGAUCAGAUCUGGGCUGCCAAGGAGCUAGCAAAGAACGAGUGGGUUGACAGUGACCAUAUGGGUAUUUUUGGGUGGUCCUACGGCGGUUACCUCAGCUCCAAGGUCGUUGAAGUAAACGACCCUGCCAUUUCCUUCGCUAUGAUCACUGCCCCGGUCAGCGAUUGGCGCUUCUACGACUCCAUCUACACCGAACGCUACAUGAAACUGGCUGAUGAGAACGUGGAAGGAUACAACAAGUCCCGCGUUCACGACGCCACAGGUUUCAAGCAAAUUGCGGGUGGGGUCGUGAUUCAACACGGUACUGGUGAUGAUAAUGUUCACUUCCAAAACUCGGCUGCACUUGUCGAUCUCUUGAUGGGCGCCCGAGUCACUCCCGAGAAGAUGCAAAACACGUUCUUCACCGACAGCGAUCACAGCAUUGUUUACAACAAUGAUGGCAAAUUCUUGUAUAGACAACUCUCCAAGUUUCUCUUUGAGGAGAAGCACAGGGUGGGCAACUCCACCGGCAGUCAUCAGUGGAGUAAGAAGGGCCUGCAGCAGAAGGGUUGGAUUGUCUGAGCUCAGAUGUGUCGAUUGGAUGUGACACUUAGACGAGACGAAUCAUGUAAUGCAUGUCAUCGAUACCGCU